AUCAAAAACAAAGCCGCCAUGAGUUCUUUAAAUGUGAGUUUUGUCCAGAAUAUGUCUAUUGUUCGUCCUGAAUACUUUUUCAUCAUUGGUCUUACAGGUAUACCGUACAGCAGUUAUUACUAUAUUUUUUUAUUUAUCGCAUAUUUUAUUGCUGUAAUUGGAAACUCUAUAGUCCUUCUCAUUAUAGCUCUUGAGCGAAGUCUGCACAGUCCAAAGUACAUUGGUGUGUUUAACUUGGCUUUGGCUGACCUUGGUGAAACUAAUGCAGUGAUUCCUAACAUGAUGAAGAUUUUUUUUUCUGACUCACAGUACAUGUCCUACAAUGCUUGCUUGGCUAACAUGUUUUUUGUGAACUUCUUUAUUACUGUGCAAAGUGCCACUCUUGUUGUUCUGGCAUUUGAUCGCUUCAUUGCAAUUUGUUUGCCAUUAAGAUAUCAUGCCAUAGUGAAUAAUACUGUCAUGUCUUUACUGUUUAUAGUAUUAUGGGCAUUUAACACUUCACUGGUGGCUCUGGCAGCGUCUUUGAUGACUCGACUUUCAUUCUGUAAAUCUAAUGUGGUACAGAGUUUUUAUUGUGAUUAUGGGCCAGUGUUGAGGUUGGCAUGCAACGACAACAGCAUUAAUAUGUUUAUAACAAACCUCAUCGCAGCUUUGUUCCUUGUAGCACCAUUGUUCCUUAUAGUCCUGUCAUAUCUGGGCAUUUUUUUUGCUUUAAGUAAAAUUACAACUUGGGAAGCACGUUUAAAAGCACUGAAGACCUGUGUUUCUCACCUUUUGUUGGUCGGAAUAUUUUUUCUUCCUGUAAUAUGCAUGUACAUUGCUUCAUCAAUUACUUCUCUCACUCCCAAUGCUAGAGUCAUCAGUGCAUCUCUUUCAUUUACUCUUCCACCAGUGUUAAAUCCCAUUAUUUAUGUUUUAAACACAGCUGAAAUCAGAGUCUUAAUUCGAAAACUGCUUAAAAAUAGAAUUGUUAGAAGGAACAUUUCAAAAUGACUAUAAUGAUUGUUUGAGUUCUUCCA
This is a messenger RNA of Onychostoma macrolepis, 1019 nucleotides long. RefSeq names its product olfactory receptor 1M1-like. Gene Ontology annotation, biological process: G protein-coupled receptor signaling pathway. The coding region runs from base 19 to 993 and encodes 324 amino acids. The transcript has a single exon. NCBI's taxonomy places the organism in Eukaryota, Metazoa, Chordata, Actinopteri, Cypriniformes, Cyprinidae. Gene Ontology annotation, molecular function: olfactory receptor activity; G protein-coupled receptor activity. Gene Ontology annotation, cellular component: membrane. The record is from RefSeq and is a predicted model, not a curated record.